Molecule: messenger RNA, 666 nt
Organism: Ambispora gerdemannii
Lineage: Eukaryota; Fungi; Glomeromycota; Glomeromycetes; Archaeosporales; Ambisporaceae
Source: the annotation of a GenBank genome assembly
AUGCAUAACCUCGAUCAAGGUUCUCAACAAAUUUUUGAUAGCAAUUUGAUUCAAGUAAUCGAAUGUGAAGACUAUUCGCUACUUUUAAUCAAACAUCCUAAUAUUGGGACAUUCACUACAAGGAUUUUUUCGAUAAACGAAUUCAUCGAACAUCUUCAUCAAAAUAAAACCCCAAAUUGUUUUUUACUUUUUCGCAUGAUCUUCUCGAAGGCUAUCAAAGAAUCAGGAAUCAAAUUAGAGAGAAGAUAUAUAUCCGAAAUGGCUGGCUCUUGCUGGAAGUCUUCAUCUCAAACUCGACGCUUGUUUAAAAAUAUUUACAACCAACUUAAGCAAUUACUUCCGGAACAACCGCAUCAAACUAAUUAUAAUUCGACCGCCGUAGUUAAUUCAAUAGCAGCAUAUCCAGACAUUUUUUGUUUCGGAAACAGCAACCUCAAUAAUAGCAAUAACUAUGCUGAUGAACUUAAUUAUUUACCUUACCAAAACCAAAAUACUCUGGAACAACCACAUCAAGCCAAUUAUGAUUUAACACCUGUUGUUAAUUCAAUGGUAACAUAUCCAGACCUUCUCAUCCUCAAUAAUAAUAAUAUCUACGCUGCUGAUGAAUUCUCAGAGUUAAAGGAAUUCACAGAGUUAAAUAAAGAAGAUGUAAUUAGACAUAAAUAG